Theobroma cacao (cacao) is the source of this 1622-nucleotide messenger RNA. RefSeq lists its product as uncharacterized. Gene Ontology annotation, molecular function: zinc ion binding; nucleic acid binding. The record is from RefSeq and is a predicted model, not a curated record. NCBI's taxonomy places the organism in Eukaryota, Viridiplantae, Streptophyta, Magnoliopsida, Malvales, Malvaceae.
UUCAACCGGCCCACUACCCUGCACUUCCACUUCUCCUUCCGAUUUCCACGCUCAACUCCAUGGCAGCAAGCAACAACGAACAAAUCCACAACAAAACCCUAACCUGAAAAUUCUCUUCAAAAUUCACGUAAAUGUCCCAAUCACAACAACUGCCACAAUCUUCAUUCACUUACCUCCCUCACUCUCCAAAUUCUUUACCCAAUACUCUUUUACCAUUUCCUCAACCACCCAACCUUCUCUCUCAGCCACUCUUGUACCCUCCAGGAACCGAGCCGUAUGCCCAUUCUGGUCACCUCACCUUAACCCAUGUCGAAUUUGAAGCGCAUGCUCAAUUUCAUGACCCAAAUGUGGGUCAAAGUUGGAUUACGAGACAGGCUGAUCCCAUUAAAUAUGAUACUACUUUGUCAGUAGAGACUUUGAAUUCCUCUAAUAACAACAGUUGGAUGAAUCAGUCUUUGGCGAAUGAUGUAAUAGGAAGCACACCAAAUGAAACCCAGUUGCUUCAACCAGUGUGGUGUGAGGUUUGCAAUGUUGACUGCAAUACCAAAGAUGUUUAUGAGAAACACCUUAUGGGAAAGAAGCAUCAGAAGAAUUUGCAAGCAAAAACUAAUCUCACUACUGUAGCAUUUCCAGAAACUUCCAACACAAUCAACAAUGUAAGCAUCGUUGGCCAAGCUGGCAAUGUAGGCGGACAAAUGAUAGUUGGGGCUUCUGGUGUGGCAAAUGGUCAGGAGUUGGAGAAAAAGAAGCAAAAGCUUUUGAAUGCUGGGGCAGCUGUUGAUUCUGUUAGGAUAUGCACCAUAUGCAAUGUUGCUUGCAAUAGCCAUGAAGUGUUCAGCAAACACCUUUCUGGGAGAAGACAUGCUGCUCAGGCUGGAUUAAUUGCUGUUAAUGGGAUUGGACCUUAUCUUGCUGCCAUCCGAGCUAAUGAUCACUUUUGGAGUAAAGGCAAGAAGCCAAAUAAGGUCAAUCAAUCUGCAUGGUGUGAAGUCUGCCAAAUCAACUGUAACAGCAAUGAUGCCUAUGCAAAACACUUAUCAGGUAGAAAACACCUGAAGAACUUGGAGAAAUUGGAAAAAUCUAAGAAUGGCACUGGUGAUCCUUCUUCGACUGGUGCAACAAAUCUGGUAAUUGGACCAGUGGAGAACCCAGUAGCAAAAAAUAGCAGUAGUGAUAAUGUACAAAAAUCAGAGAAGAGGGCAGAACAGCCUGAGGCACCCAAAGAGGAUUUGGAGAUGAAGAAAAGGAAAGUUAUGGAAGGUGGAGCAGCAGCUGCUGCUGUUAGAGUAUGCACUAUCUGUAAUGUGGUAUGCAAUAGUCAGAAGGUCUUCAACUAUCAUCUUACUGGACAGAAGCAUGCUGCCAUGGUAAAGAAGCAAGCAGAUGCCAGAAUAUCAACUGCCACCCCUCAAACUAUACCUUCAUAAAGACGUAGAUGGAGAGUGCAUGGAAAAUUACUCAUGAUCAUUAAUUGUGUGGUUCAUGUGAUUUGCGACAUGGCCUCCCUACCGUGCCUUAAUCCUCGUUUAAAUUUUUUCCUACUUUAUCUGCUGUAAAUCUUGAACUGUGUAUAAUGAAAAACUUUUUGGAACAAUGAAAUGCACCUUUGAACUGUAUGUAGA